Molecule: messenger RNA, 1866 nt
Organism: Fusarium vanettenii 77-13-4
Lineage: Eukaryota; Fungi; Ascomycota; Sordariomycetes; Hypocreales; Nectriaceae
Exons: 4
Coding region: 1-1866 (621 amino acids)
Biological process (GO): regulation of DNA-templated transcription; DNA-templated transcription
Molecular function (GO): zinc ion binding; DNA-binding transcription factor activity, RNA polymerase II-specific; DNA binding
Source: RefSeq, a predicted model, not a curated record
AUGUCUAAAGGCGACACCAUCAUCUCAGCAUGGAAUCCCACUGGAGACGGCCAGGAACAGCGAGAACAGCAACAGCAGCAGGCACAGCAGCAGACACAGCCUCGCAUGUCCCGGAGAGUCUACGCGGCAUGCCGCCGCCGCAAGGUCGGCUGCGACAAGAAGCAGCCGUGCCAGCACUGCAGCAAGUCCGGUACCGAGUGCGUCUACCCGCCCGACAACAACCCGGACGCGCAGCAGAUGCUCCGGGACACGCGACUGCUGGAGCAGCUCCACCGCCUCGAGCCCAUGUUCAAGACGUUGGUCAGCUGCAUGGAGCAGGGCACGCUGCCGCCCUCUGUGUUGAACUCCGUUCUGCCCCAGAGCCAGCCAGACCCCAAGAAUAUGCCGCCGACGCCACCGAUGCCUCCUCACUCGGUCGGGUCCGGCGGCACGGGAAAUCAGCCGGGGUACCGUCUCGUCGGCAAUGAAUCGCAUGCUACACAGCAGACUCCGAGCCCUCUCCAGCAGUCUCACUCACCGUUGCAGGACACAGACUCGACUAGUAGCUUGCAGCUCAACCCUGCCAAUACUGCGAUGAGCGACGAUGAUGACUCUGAAUGCGAAGAGAGUCCCCCUGCAUCCGGCCUCGAGUCACUACAAUACGCCCCAAUCUUCAACACCUGUGCCCAGAAAAUCGGUCCCGACUCUCCCCACCUGCCUCAGCACCAAAGACUCAAGGCGUGGAAACUGUUCAAGGAGAAUGUCCACCCGGUCGCGACCAUCCUGCACAUACCCUCGGUCGAGCAAAUGGUGCUCGAAGCAAUACAGGACCCGCGGGACCUCAAGCCACCGCUUGAGGCUCUCCUGUUCGUAAUAUACUUUGGCGCCGUCAACAGCCUCUCCUCAGACGACUGUAAGCUGCAAUUCGGCGUGCAGCAGUCUACCCUGCUAGCCAAGUUGCGCCGAGGCGCAGACAGCGCCCUGUCUCGCUCGAGGCUGAUGGAGACGGACGACAUGCUCACGCUGCAGACUUUUGUGGUGUAUCUGGUGCUCCUGCGCUCCCGCGAUCCUACAUACUCCUGGAACAUGACCGGGCUAGCUGUUCGGCUCGCGCAGUCUCUCGGGAUGCACCGCGACGGAAGCGCUCUCAACCUCAGUCCCUUUAAUGCCGAGAUGCGUCGCCGGCUAUGCAUGGAGCUAAGCAGCUUCGACUCCAGACCGCCCCUUAACGUGAACGACGAAGAUCUGCACCCAGACAUGACCGAGUAUCCGAGCGAGUCUCGCAGCAUGACCGACAUGUCCUUCACGGCCGCCCGCUGCUGGGCCUCCAGCAUCUGGCGGACCAUGAUUGACACGCGCAGGAUUGACCCGGAUACCGGGAAGAGUUUCAAGCCCAUGACAGUAGCGGAGAAGCAGGCCGCUUUUAUCGGCACCAUCAUCUCCAACCUCCAUCUCAUGGCCCUCAACCCUCUCGGUUCAGAGACCUCGCUGAACGAAGACCAGCGAAGACGCGUCUUCCAGGACGCGAUAGAAUGCAUGACGCACUCAUACCGACUGCGAGCCGACCCCAUGGUAGCACACUGGUCAUGGCUGACAAAAUGCUAUAACGAGUGGCACGCCUUCGCCAUCAUCUUAUGCGAGCUCUCCAGACGGCCCCUGGUGCGAGACGCCGACAAGGCCUGGCGGGUGGUGGAACAGAGCGCCGUGCUGCGCUGGGACUCGCCGACCCGGCACCGGAGGGUGCACCAGUGGCGGUCGGUCAUGCGGAGCAUCGACAAGGCGAGGAGGAGGAGGAAGAAGGAGCUGGGGCGACGCAAGUCUGCCAUGUCGGCGAGGUCUUCGUCUACUGCGCCGCAGAACACGAGUCCGGCUGCCCAGCAACCAUAG